Molecule: messenger RNA, 15943 nt
Organism: Loxodonta africana (African savanna elephant)
Lineage: Eukaryota; Metazoa; Chordata; Mammalia; Proboscidea; Elephantidae
Gene: BCL2L11
Product: BCL2 like 11
Exons: 3
Coding region: 120-548 (142 amino acids)
Biological process (GO): meiosis I
Source: RefSeq, a predicted model, not a curated record
CCUCGGUCUGCUCGAUUCGCGCAGCUCCCUCCACCGCCCCGGCGCCCCUCCCCUGGCCCUCGGCCCCCCAAUGUCUGACUCUGACUCUCGGACUGAGAAACGUAAGAAAAAAAGACCAAAUGGCAAAGCAACCUUCAGAUGUAAGUUCUGAGUGUGACAGAGAAGGUGGACAGUUACAGCCUGCGGAGAGGCCCCCGCAGCCUCCUCAGCUCAGGCCUGGGGCCCCUACCUCUCUGCUCACGGAGCCUCAAGGUAAUCCUGACGGUGAAGGGGACCGCUGCCCCCAGGGCAGCCCACAGGGCCCGCAGGCCCCACCAGCCAGCCCCGGCCCUUUUGCUACCAGAUCCCCGCUUUUCAUCUUUGUGAGAAGAUCCUCCCUGCUGUCUCGAUCCUCCAGCGGGUAUUUCUCUUUUGACACAGACAGGAGCCCAGCACCCAUGAGUUGUGACAAAUCAACACAAACCCCAAGUCCUCCUUGCCAGGCCAUCAACCAUUACCUCAGUGCAAUGGUUCCUCACUGUCAGGGCACUCCACCGCACCAUUGCUGAUGUCUUCAGGGUGGUGGCCAUCGACGCUGCAGCCAUAGACUGGGCAGUUCCCGGGGUCCCUGUAAUGGUUCCAGAGCCUUCUCUGGCUGAAGAUGGGUGCCACAGCUACCAGACAAUGCUGACAGUCCCAUCAAAAGUGAUAUUUCCACUGUACUUAACGUUUCUCAGCGUCUUUUUACCUCUGGUGGUUCCUGGAGUGCUUCAGUGGUCAGGGCAGAGGCCGAAAGCACCGCCCUGGCAUUUCUCUUAUGAGCAGUUUCACCGUAGCCCUUGGACCCUCUCAGUCGCUAGCUGCCUUAGCUGUGUCAUCACCAGCACUUCUUGGAGACAGACUGGGGGGGCCCAUCUUGGGGGCCAGAGCAGACAUGGCACUGACUUCCCUACUGGUGUACCUCACUCAGGGUUAUGACUUGAAUCUCCUUGGGGUCCAACUUGGCGGUGUGGUCGAGGCGACUGGUGUUGAAGCCAGACGCAGGACAACUGAAGAAAGUUGGACCUAGGCCUCUGCCAAGCUGAAAGAUGGCUUGUUUUUUUAACCACUGAGAUUGACUUAAUGCCAUUCAGCUUGAAAGGGACCUGGUCAGUUACAGAAGAUAAGUUGUAACUAAAAGUGUGAAGAGAGAUACUUUUUUUAAGUGAUAUUUAAAAGAAAUGAACUUGUUCAUAUAGCAGUACCAACGUAAACUCGUUGCUAUUGAGUCAGUUCUGACUCAUCGUGACCCUACAGGACAGAGUAGAGCUGCCCCCUAGGGCAGUAAUCUUUACAGAAGUAGACGGUAUGUCUUUGUCCUGAGUAGUGGCUGGUGGGUUUAAACUGCUGACCUUCAGGUUAGCAGCCGAGUGCUUUAACUACUGUUACUGACAUAGAACCAUGAAAAUGGUUUGUUUUCUAUUCACGUUCCUUUUUGAGCUUAUUUUGUUUGCUCAGAGGGUUUGGACAUACUAUUAAUGAGAUGAGGCUGUAGGUUUUUGUUUCAGGGAUUAAAGGCAGUUUUAGGAUCUAAACCAGGAGUGGCAAACAUAGAUAGAUGCCAAGAGACCCAGAAGUGAAAUCACUGAGGGGCUGACCUAGCGGGGAAACUGGAGCGCACUUGCCACCUUUAAAUUAUAGCCACCCCUAGUUGUAGCCACAAGGGUGUGUGGUCUCAGAGUGGCAGAUUUUCCUGUAUUGCAAGAGAACCCAGGAAUGCAGAUCGGGAUGCCAGAUACCCUGCCACUGAAACGUUGGCAACCAUUUUAGAACUUCGAAAACAUUGUAUAAGCCAGAUAAAAACAUCUAAACAUCUGCACUUGGUUUGACCCUUGAGCCCGCAGCAUGUGACUUUGAGUAUGUGCAGUUCUGGUAACCGUGGUUAAGGGGAGCCUCUGCUGGAUCAACUCCCUGUCCCCUCCAGUGGGGAGGGUUUGUGUCUUGAUCACCAUAUACCAAAUCUCAUUUACCAUAUAUUCACAUUAGCCCUACCUGCAUAAAGGAAAUAUCACUAAACUGGUAGCAUUAUCAUUUUGGAAGACCACUACAGAUUCUAUUAAAAUGUAGAUCAUACUUAGCAUGCUGAAGUCUGCCAUCAUCAAACUGGAGAGUUUCAUGCUGGAACACCAUGGGAAGUCUUGCAUUCCAUGCACUGUAGAGCUCUGACUUCAUGACCUGCAGUGAGGUAGACCAGCAGGCUGUACUGUACAGCUGACGUCAUGACCUGCAGUGAGGUGGACCAGCAGGCUGUACUGUACAGCUGACGUCAUGACCUGCAGUGAGGUGGACCAGCAGGCUGUACUGUACAGCUGACGUCAUGACCUGCAGUGAGGUGGACCAGCAGGCUGUACUGUACAGCUGACGUCAUGACCUGCAGUGAGGUGGACCAGCAGGCUGUACUGUACAGCUGACGUCAUGACCUGCAGUGAGGUGGACCAGCAGGCUGUACUGUACAGCUGACGUCAUGACCUGCAGUGAGGUGGACCAGCAGGCUGUACUGUACAGCUGACGUCAUGACCUGCAGUGAGGUGGACCAGCAGGCUGUACUGUACAGCUGACGUCAUGACCUGCAGUGAGGUGGACCAGCAGGCUGUACUGUACAGCUGACGUCAUGACCUGCAGUGAGGUGGACCAGCAGGCUGUACUGUACAGCUCUGACUUCGUGACCUGCAGUGAGGUAGACCAGCAGGCUGUAUUGUACAGCUGACGUCAUGACCUGCAGUGAGGUAGACCAGCAGGCUGUACUGUACAGCUCUGACUUCGUGACCUGCAGUGAGGUAGACCAGCAGGCUGUACUGUACAGCUCUGACUUCGUGACCUGCAGUGAGGUAGACCAGCAGGUCCCUGUGGGACAGCAUUGGUCAGAGGUCAGGUACACCUGGGAAGUGGCAGGCCUCAAUCUUUAAGCAUGGCAGGAAUACCCGCAGCUACAUGUGCUCACCGUGUGUCUCAUGCUAAACGCUGGGAGGUACUUUAUUAGGUGCCCCCCUAAGAGAAGGAGCUGGGUUAUUCUCACCGAAGCAGCUGGCAGAGAUGUUGGUUUGCUUCAUGCCUUUUCCGAUUAGCGCUCUCCGCAUCUCUGUUUUUAAUACUGAUUACGUGUAAAGUAUUGUGCAGAUUCUCGCUUUGAAGUAUAGUCAGUGCAAUUGGAAAUACGCGUUGCGAAAGAUCAGAAAGGGAAUGAAUGCUAGUCAUACAUAACUCCUACCUGUCGUUUCGGUAAAUGUCUUAAACUUCAUGUUGUUACCUGGUACGCCAGAAUUCACCAGUUGGAGGUAAUUGCACUCUUUUUGUGCCGUUAGUGUCUUGCAUGUACUUCUCCUGGUGCAGGUGAAUGUCUGACCCCUCUUUCAGGUCCCAAGCUCCCUGGGGGCAGGCAUGAUGUCCUGCUGGUCUUAGUGAGAGCUGGAUCUCGGUGUUAAUAGGUUUCCAGCUUAGUGCUGAUUUCUGUAGUCAGGGUUCCCACUUCACUGACAGAGAGGAAAAGCCCAGAAGAUGUUGCAGGUCAACUGAACUAUACUCAUUGGCUUUGCCACAGAGUGGUUUUUAACUGUGAACGGAUAAGACUUGCGCCCUCCGAAGUAUGUUUAAUUAUUUGGACUCAGCUAUAAACAUUUGUCACGUAUAAGUGACAUGUAAGGCCUAGCUCUUUGCUGCCCGUUGGAGAAUCCACAUGUGGGUAUUGAGCACUGGAAAUGGAGUGACCCCUAAUUGAGAAGUGCCAUCAGUGUGAAUAAACCCAUUGCCGUCGAGUUGAUUCUGACUGGCGGCAACCCCAUAGGGUUUCCAAGGUUGUAAAUCCCUCCGGAAGCAGACUGCCACAUCUUCCUCCCACGGAGCCACUGGUGGUUUUGAACCACCGACCUUUUGGUUGCAGUCGAGUGCCUUAACCAUUGCGCCACCAGGGCUCCCUAGCCAUCACUGUGAAUGCCUGUUGGACUUAGAAGACUUUGUAUGUGGAAGAGUGUAAAGUACAUCGUUAGUAAGUUUCAUGUUGAUUAUUGGGUUAGAUAGAAUACAAUUUUAAUAUUAAUGUUACCUUUUUUUUUUUUUUUUUUACAUAACGGGAAAAUGUAGACUUACGUCUGUGGCCAGCAUUCAGGUUUGGCUGGCCUUGCACGUGGAGGGGCUGGGAGGUGCGGCCAGGCCUUAGCGAGCCAGACCUCCUUCACACUUGGGGCGCACCCUGUCCGUGGAACUUACUCCUUUGGUUGUUUCUGCUGAUUUAGGAGAGUAAAAAUAAUCAACCUAAUCCUGUGAGUCCCUUAAACAUUGUGUUAGCUUUAUGGAUUCCUGUAUUCUCCGGGCAAGUAGGAAACGUAGGUCUUGUUUUACCUCUGGAAACUGCAUGGUGCGUGGGGGUCUUGAAAAAGUGGCCAGUGGAGUGGUUUUGUUCCCCCGGCACCUCAGAGCUGCCCUGGAACCUCACUGUGGAGUCUCCUUUGCUGAGGACCCAGUUUUGGCCUUCUAGCCCAAGUCACGGGUUCAGGCACUAAGAGAACACAUGCACUCCGCAGGUCCCGAGUGGGCAUGGAAACGGACAAGAAAGAAAGAAUUUUCCUCCCUAGUUCCAAACGAAAAGAGUAAAAAGUAAUUGAUAGUUGUCCAGGCAGGUUUAAAUUUGUAUCUUCUUUCUUUAACUUUUAUUUAGAGGUAACUGUAGAUCCACAUGUAGUUGUAAGAGAGAAUAGAUCCCGCGUGCUCUUCACCCUGGUCUCCUGCAGUGGUCACAUCUUGUGUAAUUACAAUGCGGCAGCCUGGAAGUUGAUACGAAUGUAAUUCAUCUACUUUAUUCAGAUUUCACCACUCCGCUGUGUGUGUGUCUGUGUGUGUGUGUGAUUCUGUUUAACUUUAUCAAACGUGUAGAUGAGUGUGACCCCAGUCGCAAUACAGAACAGCUCCAAUGCGAAUCCCUCCUGCUCCCCACUGCCACUUACCCCUCUCUGUAACCCCUGGAAACUGCUAAUCUGCCCUCUAUCUUCGUAUUUUUGUCAUUUAAAGUAAAAAUCAUACAGUAUGUAGGUUUCUGAGACUGGCUUUUUCACUCAGCAUAAUUCCCUUGAGAUCAGUGUAAGAUAUAAGUGGUAUUGGUGGUCCUUGUUUCUUAUUGCCGAGUAGUAGUCCAUGGUAUGGAUGUCUCACGGUUUGUUUAACCAUUCACCUGUCGAAAGACAUUUGGGUGGCACAGCUGGCUGUUGGGGGGUGGGGUGGUGGUUAGCCCGCCCACAGUGGUGUGUCCCACCUUGUCUUCCUGGUACCUUUCUGGCAGCUGCUGGACUAGUGGUCCAGGAAGGAGCUGCGUGGUGAAGCAUCCCGUCAGGCAGCCGAUCUGCUGCUGUGAACAGCCCUGUACCAGUCUUUGUUGUGAACAUAAAUCUUCAUUUCCCUGGGGUAAAUGCCCAGGAGUGCAGUUGCUGGAUCUUAACAGUAGUUUAGUUUUUUAAGGUACUGCCGAACGGUUUCCUUGGGUGGCUUUACAGGCGUUGUACAGUGAGGCAGACUGUCCCUGUCCUUGCCAGCAUUGAUACCUAUUUAUUGUGGCCAUUCUGACAGGAGCGUGCUGAUAGCUCAGUGUGGUUUAAUUUGCAUUUGCCUAAUGGCUAAUGAUGUUUUUUUGUGCUUAUUUGCGUCUGCAUACUCUCUUCCUUGCUGCUAGUGUCUUUUGCAUAUUUUCUAAUUGGAAUUUUUGUUUUUACUCUUGUGUUUUGAGGGCUCUGUAUAUUCAAGGCUCAAGGCCCUCAUCCUCUAUGACUUGAAAAUAUUACCUCACAAUCUGUAGCUUGUCUUUUCGUCUCUUCUUAUCAGGGUUUAAUGCGAGCAAAACUUUAUAAUUUUGAUAAAGUUCAGAGUUUUUUCCUUUUAUGGAUUGUGCUUUGGGUGUCAAGCCUAAGAACUCUUCACCUAGCCCUAAGGCCCGAAGAUGUUCUUCUCCGUGUUUUAUUUAAAGUUUUAUAGUUUUGCAUUUAGAGCUACAAAUCCUAUCGAGUUAAUCCGUGUGUAAGGUGUGAGGUUUAGGUCAGUGUUUCUAAUUGCCUGUGGACGCCCUGUCGCUCCAGCGCCACUGGUUUCAUUGACUUUGGAGCAGUUAUGAAUAGUAUUGUAUUUUAAUUCCAGCUUCCGCAUGUUCGUAUUUGUAUAUAGGUGUCCAGGUGAUUGAUUGUGUGUGUGUUGAUCUGGUGUCCUGCAGCCUCGCUGAACUCACUUAGUGAUUCUAGGCGUUAUUUUAGAUUUUGUGGAAGAACUGCAGAGACACUCAUGGAAUCUGCCAACAGGAACAAUUUUAUUUCUUUCUGUCAGAUCUAGAGCUGCCAGCACUAUGUUUACUAGGCGUGGUGAGAGCAGACGUCCCUUGCCUUGUUCCUGAUCUCAGGGGGAGGUGUUUCAGUCUCUCGUGUUACCUUUGAUGUUUCCAAAACCCAAACCAAACCCAUUGCUGUCCAGUCAAUUCCAACUCAUAGGGACCCUAUGGGACAGAGUAGAACUGCCCCAUAGGGUUUCCAAGGAGUGGCUGGUGGAUUCGAACAGCCCAUCUUUUGCUUAGCAGCUGAGCUCUUAACCAGUGCGCUGCCAGGGCCCCAGUGUGACAUCAGCUGCAGGUAUUUUGUUAGACGCUGUUUAAAAAGGUGAGGAAGCUCCCCUUUACCCCUAGAUGCUGAGUUGUCAUCAUGAAUGGAGUGGGUGUUGGCUUUUAUCAAGUGCUUUUUCUGCAUCAAUUGAUAUGAUCGUGUAACAGUCAUCUAGCCUGUUGAUAAUGCUGCAUUCCAUUGAUUGAUUUUCAAUUUUAAACCUGCCUGACAUGCCUGGAACGAAUCCUCUUUUUAUAUAUCACUGGGUUGAAUUUGCUAACAUUUGCUUGAGGAUAUUUGUGCCUGAGCUUGUGAGAGGUAUUCCUCUGUUUUCUUUUAAGAAGGUCUGAUUUAGUAUCGAAGCCUUUGCAGUGGGUUGGGAAACGUUUCCUCCGAUUUUCUGGAUGAGAUUGUGUAAAAUUGGUGUUGUUUAAAUGUUUGGUAGAAUUCUCUAGUGAAACCAUCUGGGCUUGGAUAUUGUUUUUACUUUAUAAUUUUUUUUUGUUGUUGUUAAUGGUUUUAGGACUAUUCAGUUUUUCUGUAUCAUCUUGAUUGAGAUUUUUGGUAGUUUGUGGUUUUUGAGAAAUUGAUAGUUUAUAGUAUUGCCUUAUUGUCCUUUUAAGUGAUGAACAAUCCAUUGUUGGGUUUCCCGUUUCCCUUCUGUACUGGUGAUUUGUAUCUUAUUUUUUAUCUGUUAGUUUCUAGAGCUUUAUCAGUUUUAUUGAUUUUUUUAACUAGCUUUUUGUUUUAUUUAUUUCCUCUGUUGUUUUCAUUUUCAUUGUUGUUUAUUUCCUUCCUUUUGCUUGCUUUGUGUUUGCUUUUUUUCUAGUUUCUUGAGCUGGGAACUUAACUUUAUAGUUUUUAGACUCUUUCUCUUCUAACGUAAGCCUUUAAAAAACUAGAUAAAUUUCCCCUAAGCUGCAUACCACAUGUUUUGCUAUGUUCUUUUAAUUUUUAUUCAGCUCUGUGUGUUUUUAUUUUCUUUGAGAGUCCUCUUUGACCCAUGGAUUAUUCAGAAGUGUGUUUAGCUUCCGUGUUUGGAGAUUUCCCUGUUGUCUUUCUGGUGUUGAUUUCUGGUUUGAUUCCAUGUGGUCGGAGAAUAUACCCUGGGUGAUUUCAGUUCUUUUAAAUGCAUCAAGGUUUGUUUUAUGGCUCAGGAUAUGGUCCGUUUUGGUGAAUGAUCCGUGGGCACUUUUAUCUGUAUCUGCUGUUGUUGUGUGGAGUGGUUAUAAAAUAUGUAUCAAUUAGAUCCCAUUGGUUGAUUGUUUCAUUCAGUUCUCCUGUAUCCUUGUUAUUUUCUGUCUAGUAGUUCUGCCAACUGAGAGUGUGGGGUUGAAGUCUCUGACUGUAAUGGUGGGCUUGUCUCUUUCUCCUUUAGCUCUGUCAGAGUCUGCUGUUGUGUUUUAAGGCUCUUUUGUUGGGCGCAUAUACAUUUCCGAUUGUCUUCCCUUUGCUCUGAAGCCAGCUUUAUCCGAUGUUUAUAUAGCCACUCCUGCUUUUUAAAGUUAAAUUACAUUAUGUAUCCUUUUUCAUCCUUUUACUUUCAAUCUGUGUGUCGUGUUUGAAGUAAGUUUCUUGUAUACAGCAUAUUCUCAGAUAAUAUUUUUUUAUCCAUUUUUACUGAUAUCUUUUAAAUAGUGUAUUUAGGCCAUUUCCAUUUAAGGCAGUUAUUGAUAUGUUAGGGCUUAAAUCUGCCAUUUUCUUGUUUAUUUCUUGUUUACUCUCUGUUUGUGCUUCUUUUAUUUUUCUCUCUGUCUUUAUUUCUUUAUCUUACUGUGGGUUAUUUCAACAUUAUUUAGGAUUCCAUCUUGAUUUCUUUAUUAUGUUUUGAAUAUACUGCUCUCUAUAAUUUUCUUAGUCGUUUUCUAGGUUAUUAUAGUACACAUACGUAACUUACUAGAGCCUACUGAUAUCAAUGGUGUCAACGUUUUAUGUCUUCUGCGUCACUGUAGAAACCUUAUUUCCCUCUUUGUGCCUUUACCCUCCCCAGUUUUCAAGUAUAAUUGUCUUAAGUGUUUUCUCUACAAACAUUAUGAACCAUAUCAAAUGGUGUUUUUUGCUUCACCCAUCAAAUGAUGAUUUAAGAAACUCAUGAGAAGUUCUUUUCUUUCUGAAAUUCCAAGCCUUUUUCUGUUACAAUUUCCUUUGUUUAGAAGAUUUCUAAACAAAGGAAAUUAUAGCCAUUUGUUAACGGCAGAUAUACUAACAACAAAUUAUCGUAGGUUUCCUUUGUCCGAGAAUGUCUGUAUUUCUUCUUCAUGCCAGCGGGAUAUUUUCCCUGGAUGAGGAGUUUGCGGCUGACAGUUUUCUUUUAGUAUUUGAGAAAUAUGCCACUUUCUUUUGGCCCUCAUGGUUUCAGAUGAGAAAUCAGCUGUCUUUUGAGUUGGUGUUCCCCUCUAGGUAGUGCGUCAUUUCUCACCGGCUGCUUUCAAGAUUUCUUUGUCUUUAGUUUUUAGAAGUCUAAUUAUGAUGCACCUUGUCAUAUUUCUUUUGGUUUAUGCUGUUUGGGAUUUGCCCAGCUUCUUGAAUUCUAUAGUUUUAUGUCAAAUUUGGGAAGUUUUCAGCCAUAUAUCUCUGAAUACUUUUUCAGUCUCUUCCUCUUUCUCUUCUGAGACCCCAGUAAUCAGGAUGUUGGUGCCUUUGUUACUGUCCCACAGGUCCUUAAUAUUCUGUUCAUUUUUUUUGUUUUCAGUCUGUUCUGCAGACUGGGUAAAUUCUCUUGAUCUGGCCUCAGUUCACUGAUUUUUUCCUCUAUCAUUUCCACUCUAUUCGUGAGCCCCUCCGGUGAGUUUGGCUGGUUUGUUUAUUGUAUUUCUCAGUUCUCUCUGUGCCUGCCGGGUGAGGUGGAAGUUUAGCCCCCUCCUCGGCCUUGAUGAUACUUUCUCAGCAAAAGUGGAGUAUCAGCGUACACUGCUUCGUUACCUGAUUGGAGGUGUGGGCUCGGCCUCCCGCCCCUACCGACACCUGGAAGAGGGGAGCGGAGAGCUGACUCCCACCACUUUGCUUCUGCAGGGUGGGGGCAGAAACUCAGCACCCCUCAGCUCCUGCUUACACUGGGGGCAGUCUACUUACCUGGAAGUAGACUGCCAGGCCUUUCUUCCAAGGUGCCUCUGGGUAGACUCGAGCCUCCAGGCUUUCUGUUAGCAGCUGAGCGUUUUAACUUGUUGUGCCAUCUAGGACUCCUAGAGUAGGGAAACCAAAACCAAAAACAGCAAACCCACGACUGUCGAUUCUGACUCAUAGUGACCUUUAGGGUAGGGUAGAACUGCCCAAAGGGUUUCCAAGGCUGUAAAGCCUUACAGAGGUAGACUGCAACAUCUUUCUCCCACCGAGUGCUUUGGUGGGUUUGAACUGCUGAUCUUUCAGUUAGCAGCCAAGCACUUUAACCAUUGUGCCACCAGGGCUCCUCUGGAGUGGGGCAGGUGUUGCCAGAAAGGUUUUCUGUUGUUAGACCCCUCUCUUCCUGGUCCUGGCAACAGGCUUUUUUUCGAAGCUCUUUCUGUCUGUGUGGGUUGGUGGUUCCCGCCGGAGGCUUCUGCAGCCCGGUCUCCAGGAUCAGUGGUUAGGUAACAAGGAAACCAGGGAGCUUACUACCUUGUUCUUCCUCAAGUCUCGAGGUCCCUGGGCAGCCUGUCUUGUCUGCCUGUCAGAGACUUCCUGUGUGUGUUUGUUGUUCAUGUCCAGGUGAGAGGAAGGACCUGGGAGGAAGGGGCCUUCUCCACCUUGGUGGAGCUGGAGGUCUGUGUCUUGUCUUAACUGAAUAUUCAUGACUGGCAUUGAUUGGCUCUGACUAUAAGCUACUACUCAGAUUUUUAGAAAUCACCUCUUUUUUUACUUUCUAUGUGUAAUAGAUUUUUAUAGUUGGGAGGAGAUUAGUGGUAAUACAGGCCACAUUUAUCAGAUAAAGGAAAUGAUAAGUUCUUUAGUUCUGCAUGAUUGUACUCUAAAGCAGGAAAAAUGAGAUACCGUCCAUUCAUUUGUCUUGUUUUAUAUUUUAGGGUGUUGCAAUGUUAGGUGUGAAGAUACACAUGUAGUUGUCUCUUAAAUGCUAAAGUCUGAUGCUUUGCUUCUUGACCUAUUUUGAAACCAUUAAAUUGCAGCACUUUCCUAGUGUCCGAGUCUCCUCCUGAUCUGUGGUCAUCCUGCCUACCCUAGGAUGGAGCUCCCUGUGGGCUACCAUCUCUCCCUGUUGCCACCUCCCACACAAGAACUGUCUUCUGUCUUUGUUGAGUCAGCCUCAGUCUCUUGUCAUAUUCCUCAGGUGACAGAUUUCCAGCCUCGUCUACCUUCUGGUCACGUUCAGUCUGAUCAGCAGCCUCUAGCUGUGUGGCCAGCACUGAGCAAUCCCUCUAAGGAGACCUGUGCUGGAGCAUAGGACUAAGACUGCUUUCCUCCUCUGUGGGCGUCACAUCACACUGUUGACAGAAACCAGGCCUUGUUGACCGGCUGCUGUGCUGUGCUGUGCUAUGGGCCAGACUGUGAAGCACUGUGCCACCCACUGGGCCCCCAGACCCUGCUCUGCAGGCUUGGGCAGAGCACCCGAUGAUAUGCUUUUUUGCAGGAAAUGCCAGCACAAGUGUGUGCUCAAGGGCGCUCAUCUCGGCAUUAUAUAAACCAGCCAAAAAGUGUCCCACAGCUCUAAUGGCGUGGGAGAGUCUGAAUUAUCAUGCAUCCUUUGACAGGCUUUGUGGCUGCCCUCCCAGUGGUGCCAUAAAGAAUAAUGGCAUCAAGUAAUGCUCCUGGUAUAACAUGAGGUUAAUGUAGGUUACAAAGUUAUUGAUGGAUCCUCCUUCGGUGUUUCGGAAGUUUAUAAAGUGUAACAAAAAGAUUACAAGGAAAAUACAUCAAAACGUAGAUAGUGGAUCUUUUUGUAGGUGGGUACAGGUGGUAUUUUCAGUGUGCCUUGCUGUACUUGGAAAAUCAUCCGAAUUCACAUGUAUAAGAACCAGCUUAAUCAAUAGUAUAUAUUUUAUAUGAUUGUACUGUUAAUUUUAACUUUUUUUUUUUUUUACAUACCCGGCAGAUUAUACGCACUUGUAUGUGUAUCUUGUUGGUAUACUUAUGUGUUACUAUCACGUCCUUUGUGCCUUGGUAAAGAUUUCUGAGUGGUACAAAUGGUUAAUUUGCUUGGCUGCUAACCAAAAGGUUGGAGGUUCGAGUCCCCCAAGAGGCACCACGAAAGAAGGGCCUGGCAGCCUGCUUGCAAAAAAUCAGUCCUUGAAACCCCUGUUAAGCACAGCUCCAUUCUGACAUACAAGGAGUCACCACGAGUUGGCAUUGACUCAAAGGCAGCUGGAGUGUGUGUGUGUCUGGCUGUCUGUGUGUUUUGAAGAUUUCUACUAGGAGAGUUCAGGUUUUUGGCCCAUCACCAGAAGUACUCCAGAUGGACAUAAGGCCCUAACUUACUCUUUCGAGGCUGUCCUGUUUGUUUUAGCAAAGUGAGUAUUUUCUUGUAAAGCAUCUGCAUGAGUUGGAGGCCACAGGUGGACUCGGCACCUGUUGGCUGUUCUCUGCACUCGCUCCCCCUGCUCAGGCUGUGCCUGGCCUGGAGCAGGGGCUGGUUGGGAUCCUGGCUGCUUCUCGGUCCCACCAGCGUCUAGGCAAGGGUUAGCCUGUCUGAGCUUUGGUUUCCUUGUCCAUCAGAGAGGACAGUAAUGCUCACCCUGAGGGCUGUGGGGAGCUUUUCAGUAAGCUAAUAGACAUAAAGUGUCUGGCAGAACCCUGGCGGAUAACUUCUGGCCCCUUGGUGCUCUGACACCGCCAUUGCAGGGACCACUGAGCAUGACAGUAAUAAAACCUUCUCUCCUGCUUCCCUGGAAAGGAGCUGUCAUUUCAGGAGUGUAGGAAACUCAUAGGGAAGUGAAUUCAUCUGGAAAUGCUACUGCAAUUCUAAUCCCCUGGGUUCCAAAACAAACAAGCAAGCAAGAAAACAAGAAACUCUUUUCUAGAAACUGGCAGUACGGGUGUGGGGAGCAGAGGUCUGAAUCACCCCUAACUGGCACGUGAGCCUGUGUCACCCUGAAAAGAACUUUGGCUUUGUUGGCAAGUCUUGAAUCGUGGAGGGCUAUCUGGAGCCCGCCUCGGUGCCGCCUGAACUGGGGCUGUGGCUGCAUACUGUCCCAGGACUGCAGGGGACGCCCGAGGGAGACAGCCUGUUGGAUUUGGCAGAAACUUGACCACAGUUCAAGGGGUGCAUUUGAAGGGAUAGCCUUGAGACAUGAGACACAGGGUAAGCUACUUUUUUCCUGCAAUUGAAAGUUGUGUAACUUUUUUGGAAAUAAGGGGUAGAUGGUUGUUCAUUGAUUUAAUGUUAGAAAAGUCCACUGCCUGAAUAGAAUCAAGGAUUUUAAAACAGUUUUUUAUCCCCCUAUCCCUGAGAAAAUUCAACUCCUUUCUUGAGAAAAUAACAGAAAAUUAGUGGUCUUUAAUAUGUAAUUUUGGCUUUGACACUUGAGUAAGUCAUUUAUGAGCCUUUAUUGGUAACGUUUCCUUCACGUCCUAAAAAAAAAAAAAAAUCACGUCCUAGGAGGUAACAAAUGUCAGCGGUCAGUACAGACAAGGUGCAUACGAUGGAUGUGUUUAACCCCAGUUGAUAGGAUGCCAGACAGUCUUGGUUUUCAGUGUUUUCUUAGAACAAGUGGGCACUCUCAGUGUCCUGUGGGAAACCCAAAUCCUCUUUCUGUUUUCUCUGUUCUCUGCCCUGGACCAGAUCUGUGUGAUUUGUGAGCAGAGUUGUGGUUUGCCGAGACAGUGAUGAAGGGAAACAGAUGGCUGAGGAAGGGCUGCUGGAGGGAAGUUCUCUUCUCCUGCUCCUUGCCCUUCCCACAUGUAUCCCCAGAGCUAAGCAGAAGUGAGGGCUGGGCAGUGCUUUGUAGCUUGGCUACAACGUGAGAACAUACCCUUUAUGUCUCACAUACACACUUCACAGUGAGUGCGGGCGUCUACACCCCUGACAAAUGGAGAUUUUAUGUCAUUUUCAGAGCGAGAAAAUGGAGGCUGUGGGUUUCAGAAACUGGUCUAGGCUGCGUGUCAUGUUGGCGCUGGGCUUGAAUCAGGUCUGUGGCCCUGGCACCUUGCCCUUUGCUCCACAGCGCCGUGAUGCUUGCUUUAGCUUGGGCUUUGCUACCUUCUUAGGGUUUCGAAGCUAAGAUAAAAAAAAAAAAGAAUCAUUUCAGUCGGGUAGGGUGUGUGAGUGAUAAACUGGAACAGAUGUGAUGUACUGGUUCUCAACCACCCAUCAGGGUUGCCUUGGGAUCUUUUUUCCCCUCCCAAUAUGUUACACGCCUGGGUCAGAGCACGUUUUCCCAUCCAGUUCCUAAAACACUAAUAUAGCCCAUUUAUAGAAGAAUUAAUGAGUGAUUCGAAGCCGGCACAAGCGGGACGAGUGUGUUUAUCUCAGGUGUGAAGCGGUGUGAGAUGAGCCAAGCUUGGCAGCCUUGUUUUGUUGAGUAACUUACUUUUCUGCCAAAUAAAUGUGAUGGCGAAAAGACUUUAAAAAGCUUUGUUGUUUUUUUGGUCCCUUGUGAAAUUUCUUAAUGCAAAAUAUUCUAGAAAUGAAUUCUGGAUAAUACACCAUGUUGGUAUAUGUGUGAAUUUAGACCUCAGUUUUACUUAGACUUGAAUUUAAAUUAUGCUCGUCAGUCAAAACAAUUCACCAACUUCAGAAAAAAGUUCCUGAUUUGAAGGGAGUCCUCGUGACGUUUAAUGGAACGUGUGGGUGCUAGCUGCUCCGUCGCUUCCUACUUGGGUUUGACCGGUGUGUUCGUUUGAAGCUUUGGACUCCUUUUUGCUGUGUUUCUGUGUGGGGAAAGCCUGACGUACAGAAUACAGGGUGCUUACUAACCUCUGUGUUCUGUCACUGCGUCCUUUCCUGUAGUGUGGUGUGAAGUGUUGGAGUGGAAAGUUCCAGCGGGCGGUGACCCAGCCCAGCCCCUGGGGCAAGUCUCAGCCUGGCCGGGGUCCAGCGUUGUCACCUGAAGUAGAGGGUUGCAGGCUAGUGUAGGGCGCCUGGAGUGGGGGGUGGAGCAGCCCCAGCCCCACUGUGACCUGUGUUACAUGGAUGGGCUUCUCAGUACAGAGAUGCUGGGCCAUUUUGCCCAGUGUACCAACUCAGGCAACAGAACUGUGGUCCUGGAGGGAGUGAGGAGCACCCGGGAGGAGGGAGGAGGAGGAGGAGGGAAGAGGUGGUAGGAGGAGGGAGGAGGAGUAUGUGGGAGGAGGGAGAGGAGGAGGGAGGAGGAGUGUGUGGGAGGAGGGGGAGGAGGAGGGAGUGAGGAGUAGGUGGGGGGAGGAGGAGGGAGGGAGGAGCACUCGGGAGGAGGUGGAGGAGGAGGUGUGAACCAGACAAGACUGUCUUUCAGCACAGAAUCCAACAUGCUUAAGGUCAUGCUCACACUAACAGUGAUGCUGGCUUCCACAAAAAAAGCCGUCUGCAUGGGGACAUGACGCUAUGUGACACUUGUACGGGUUCCAGACUGCUCUGCGGGACCCUCCCUCGGGAUCACCUGUUCUGCGGAGGCUUCAUGAUGGCCAGGUGGGCCAGUGGACGCAGGAAUUCGUGCUGAAACUGCUGUUCUCGUUGGCUGUCCCACUCCACCACUCACAGUAUGGGCUAACUCCAGCCUGUUAGCUUUCUUAUUUUUUAAGCAGAGUUUAGUUCUUUUAGCAUUUCUUUUCUGGUUUUCUGUUAUUGGGUUUCCUACAAAAGGCCACGGGGCUUGCGUUUGCCUUGUCCCUUAGUAGUGGGAUAUGCUUUGUGUGAACUUCAGUGGAAAGCUUUCACUGUGUCUCAUCCUUACGGUGUGUGAUCAGUAACCACGUAUUUGUAUUAACAAAGUAGUGCUUCACUUCAUAUAUUUAAAAAAAAAAAGUUGCCAUCAAGUUGGUUCUGACUCGUGGUGACCCUAUAGGACAGAGUAGAACUGCCGCAUAGGGUUUCCAGGGAGCAGCUGGUGGAUUCGAACUGCCGACCUUUUGGUUAGCAGCCAAGCUCUUAACCACCGCACCACCAGGGCUCCAUUUUAUAUACAGCUGUUGCAGAUUUUAACUGCAUAAAUAAAAUUGCAGGCUUUUUUCUCGUUUUAGUUUAAAACUGUUUAAGAUGUAGCUUUUCAGUUUAGUGUUUGCUCUUGUUUUUGACCCACGCUUUAGUCCCCCAUCGUUGAGACGAAGUGAGCUGGAGGUCUUUGUGUGCGUCAGAGAGAAAGACGCUGCCCAUCACCUGUAUCCUGCUGCCAGUGUUAAACUAAACUUCAGCUUCAUAGGGGAAGCCAGGCUUACUCAAAUAUAGUCAGAAAUUCUUACGUCUGUAGUUACAGUCUCACUUCCUUUCCAAGAUCUGAUUUUUUUUUUUAAUUUGG